AUGCGUCCCAACCGCAAGUUGAAUUCCGUGCCCUCGGAAAGGAUCAACCAAAAUGAUAUCACAUUCGGUGAUUACUCAAAUGACUGGGAAUCCUUAGCGAACGAUGACUUGACGGUCGUGUCUAUUCCCAUGACUGAUAACGUCCCCUACGCCACUAGUAGCAUGGACGUCAGCCAUGUCCGAUCCCAAUAUCAGGAUUUGCCAGUGGGACAGGCUCGUGACGUAACAUUCCAUCAACACUUCAAUUCCGUGGGUUGCAGCCCUGUGAUGCGGACUCGUCAAUUGAUGAACGUCUUGACUUUUGAUUCCCGGAACGUUUUCCCAUUUGCCUCGUGCGGCACGAAUGAUGCAGGGUUUCCAGGCGGCCCGGAAAGCAUGAUCCCUGCCGUGCCGUCCCCCCCGGCUACGGGAUUGCCGUCACAAACUAUCACAAGUGCAAUUCACACACGUCCAUGGCCAUGCAGUACCUGUCAAAAUGCAGUCUCCUUCACCCUGGAGAAAGACUUAAAGCGGCACAUGAGCACUGUACAUGCGACAGGGCAUGAGAGUGCUUACUAUUGCCAAUGCGGGAAACGUUGCAUACGCAAAGACAAUCAUCUCCGGCAUGUUCAUACCUGCAAGAAGAAUGACCCCGGUCUUCCCCACUACACUUGCAAGUGCAAGAUGAACUACUUGGAUAAGCGAAUGUAUGUUGACCAUGUCCGUCUUAACACUUGUGAGAAGGCGACGUAG
Messenger RNA from Xylaria bambusicola, 732 nucleotides. RefSeq lists its product as uncharacterized. The transcript has a single exon. The record is from RefSeq and is a predicted model, not a curated record. NCBI's taxonomy places the organism in Eukaryota, Fungi, Ascomycota, Sordariomycetes, Xylariales, Xylariaceae. The coding region runs from base 1 to 732 and encodes 243 amino acids.